AUGGUGAGAUACACGGUAACAGUAUUGAAGAUAGCGGAAAUUGGGGAACUAAUUGAAUAUUACAGGCUCGCCGUCGCACAAAGAAAAGGACCCAUAUCCCACCAGCAGACCCCACCAAGAGUGCGACAGUUGGAGUUCAACCUCUCAAUGCUUCUGCUUCACGUACACCCAAGACGAUGGUAAUAAGGGUGGGUGCAAGUGAGGUCGGCCCGAGUAUCAGCGAACUUGUCCGGGACGUGCGGACAAUGAUGGAACCGUAUACCGCCUCACGGCUACGGGAGCGCAAGUCCAACAGAUUGAAGGAUUACACCACGAUGGCCGGCCCCCUUGGCGUUACUCAGCUCCUCCUCUUCUCCCGUAACGUUGGAUCGGGGUCUGCUACUCUUCGAAUUGCGCGCUGUCCGCGGGGACCUACAAUUCAUUUCCGUGUUAAGAACUACUCGCUGUGUAGAGAUGUUAGGAAGAGCUUGAGGAAUCCGAAGACUCCGGGGAAGGAGUUCGCUUCUCCACCUUUGGUUUGUUCCUUCCGCUUCACUUACCGUAGCCGUAUACUAAUUUGGGACAGCUGGUAAUGAACAACUUCUCUACACCUCAACCACCAAACGCAGACGGAACCCCCGGACGCCCACCCCCACACGAGGCGCUGCUAACAAGCAUGUUCCAAUCGCUUUUCCCGCCCAUCUCGGCUCAGCGAACGCCUCUCUCCUCCAUCCGCCGUGUCCUCCUUCUCGACCGUCAGCCGAUACCAUCAGAUUCUGGUGAAGCCUCAUCAGAAUAUAUCAUAGAAGCCCGACAUUACUUAAUCUCCACUAAGGCUGUCGGAUUAUCAAAGCCAAUCUGCCGUCUCGGCGCUGCACAGAGAGCCGUUCGCCAACCCAAGUCCUCCCGGAGGAGUACUCUACCGAAUAUGGGUAAACUGGAAGACAUUGCGGACUACAUGCUUGACCCUGCCGCCGCUGGAGGAUAUACAUCGGAAAGUGAAGUUGAAGAGGACGCGGAGGUUGAGGUUCUGCCAUCCACGUCUAAUAAACAGGCUCCUAGGAAGAAACGCACUCCCAGGGGGCCGGAAAAGCGCGCGAUAAAGUUAUCAGAGAUUGGGCCCAGGAUGAAGCUGGAGAUGUUUAAGAUCGAGGAGGGACUAGCGGAAGGCAAGGUUCUUUGGCAUGCAUGGGAGAAGAAGACCAAAGCGGAGGAGCGGGAGCUGGAGGUUAGGCACAAGCAGAGGAAAGAGGAGAGAGAUGGGAGACGGGAGGCGCAGAGGGAAAACGUCAAAAGGAAGAAGGCCGAGAAAGCUGCAGCAAAGGGAAGGGGGGGUGGGGGCGGGAAAGGCCAGGAGGAGGAUGAUGACGAGGAAAUGUGGGAUGAUGAAUAUGAUGAUGAGGAAGAAGGUGAAGAUGAGGAAAUGGAGGACAAAUAAGUGUUUUGUACAAUAGUCUAUGCUCUUCCGGGGGGGGUUGUGUGAUUAUAAUAUCCGCAGUCACCAUGUGGGGUCUUCCGUUUCUGGGGCGAAGCUUCCCGCUAGCGUUCCCCUACCCUUAUUCUUGCCUGCUAAUACAUUAGCUUGGAAAAUGGG
Messenger RNA from Tuber aestivum (summer truffle), 1573 nucleotides. The record is from the annotation of a GenBank genome assembly. Lineage: Eukaryota; Fungi; Ascomycota; Pezizomycetes; Pezizales; Tuberaceae.